AUGGGAAAAGCAGCAAAAGGAGGGAAGAAGCUGCCCUCUGCCCCUUUGGCAGACAAGAAAAAGGCCAAGAAGAACCCUUUGUUCGAGAAGGCUCCUCGCAACUACCGCCUCGGUGGUGACAUUCAGCCAAAACGUGAUCUCACCCGAUUUGUGAAAUGGCCCAAGUACAUCAGGUUGCAGCGUCAGAAGCGCAUCAUGUUGAUGCGAUUGAAGGUGCCCCCUGCCAUCAACCAGUUCAACAUGGCCAUGGACAAGAACCAGGCGGCAAAUGUGCUGAAGCUUUGCAAGAAGUACAUGCCUGAGACCAAGGAGGCAAAGAAAGCACGACUCAUGGAGAUGGCCAAACAGAAGAAGGAGGGACAGGAAGUGAAGACCAAGAAGCCCCAGGUGUUGAAGUAUGGCUUGAACCAUGUGACCACCUUGGUGGAAAACAAGAUGGCAAAGUUGGUGGUGAUUGCCCAUGAUGUGGAUCCUAUCGAGUUGGUGUGCUGGCUUCCGGCACUGUGCCGCAAGAAGGAUGUGCCUUACUGCAUCAUCAAGGGCAAGAGCCGCUUGGGCCAGCUGAUCCACCAGAAAGCGGCCUCUUGCAUUGCCAUCACUUCCGUGAAGCCUGAGGAUGAGAAGGACCUGAACACCCUGAUCAACAACUUCAAGGCCCAGUUCAACGACAACCUUGAGAACAGAAGGCGAUGGGGUGGCGGCAUCAUGGGCAUCAAAUCCCAGCACGUCACUCAGCGCAGGGAGAGGGCCAUUCAGGCUGAGAAGGCCAAGAAGCUGGGAUUGUCGGAUGGCAAUGAGCUGUCAAGAAGGGAGCUGGAGAGACAAAUCCAAGAGCUUCGGCGAGACAAGGUCCGCCUGGAUGACAGCAUCCGACGGAUGGAAGCCACGCAGAAACGCAUCUUCGGCGAGGAAGAAAGACAAAAGCUGAUGGCGAUGCAUGAGAAGAAGGAAAAUGGCGAUAAGGAGGAUGAGGAUGGAGAGAAGGAGGACAAGGAGGAGGAGAAGAAGGAGGAGCAGAGUGAAGAGACCAGAAAAAGAAAAAGAGAAGACGAAGCAGAGAAGAGAAAGAAGGAAGGGCGGCCUACUAAGACGGAUCCAAGGAGCCGGAAUCUCUUUGGAAAGCUGUUGGGCCACCUCCAGUCUGCCAAAGACAGGCUGCAGAAAGAAAAGACCAGUAAGCUGGGCGAAAUGCAGCAGAAAGCAAUGAGCAGAGUAGAGGAGAAAGUCAAUGUCAGUAGGAUGAACAUCAAAAGCUUAAGAAAAGAUGAGUUUGAAAAGCAGCUCGUAGACGAACAAGCCAAGGUGGCAGAGAUCGAGAAGCAGCUCGAGGCCAAGGAGGUCCUGCUACUGCAGAGGCAACUCGAGCACCACUACUCGUUGAUGAUGAACUUCAUUUGCACUGAGGUGCACCCGCCAAUCUUCUUCCUCCCUGCGAAGCAUACCCGGGAUACCGAGAAACAGUUGGAUAAGACCCGGGCGGGGAUCAAGAAGAAGAUCGCCACCCUGCGGCUCAACUUCCGACAGGAGGUGGAGGCGGCGAACGCUGCUGUUGCGGCAGCUGAGCCGGCCCAAGAGGCCAAAGAAGGUGGCGCGGCGGACAUGGACGUCGAGGAGGAGAAACCCAAGGAGAAGGAAGAGAAGGAGAAGCAAGCUGCAGGCAAUGCGGCGGAGGACGAGGGAGGUGAGAGCGACAGCUCUGGAGACUAGAUUAGACCCCUGGACAUCAAACCUAUAGAAAAC
Cladocopium goreaui is the source of this 1740-nucleotide messenger RNA. Lineage: Eukaryota; Dinophyceae; Suessiales; Symbiodiniaceae. The record is from the annotation of a GenBank genome assembly.